UUCGGCGCGCCUUUCCGCUUCCGGGUCAGAGGGGGUCGCCAUGGCGGUGCUGGCUUCUAACCCCAACAACCCCGUGGUCUUCUUCGAUGUCACCAUCGGCGGGCAGGAGGUGGGCCGCAUGAAGGUGGAGCUCUUCGGCGACGUGGUGCCCAAGACGGCUGAGAACUUCAGGCAAUUUUGCACGGGGGAAUUCAGGAAAGAUGGUGUUCCCAUCGGUUACAAAGGCAGCACUUUUCACAGGGUUAUAAAGGACUUCAUGAUCCAAGGAGGCGAUUUUGUAAACGGAGAUGGCACUGGAGUGGCCAGCAUCUAUCGGGGACCCUUUGCCGACGAGAACUUCAAGCUGAAACACUCGGCGCCCGGCUUGCUCUCCAUGGCCAACAGUGGUCCCAGCACCAAUGGCUGCCAGUUCUUCAUCACCUGCUCCAAGUGCGAUUGGCUGGAUGGGAAGCACGUGGUUUUCGGUAAAAUAAUUGACGGGCUUCUAGUCAUGAGGAAAAUUGAGAACGUGCCCACCGGGCCGAAUAACAAACCGAAACUCCCUGUGGUGAUUGCCCAGUGUGGAGAAAUGUAGGUUGGUUUUUUUUUCCUCAUCCGGGGAUGCCAAGCAGUUCCUGACCGCUCAUCCAUCAUCCCACAUUCCAUGUGUGUCUGUCGUCCCCCCCCCUUUUGUAAAUAAAGAGAUUUUCUUAAAA
Messenger RNA from Pantherophis guttatus, 695 nucleotides. It is a transcript of the gene PPIH, whose product is annotated as peptidylprolyl isomerase H. Gene Ontology annotation, biological process: protein peptidyl-prolyl isomerization; protein folding. Gene Ontology annotation, molecular function: peptidyl-prolyl cis-trans isomerase activity; cyclosporin A binding. Lineage: Eukaryota; Metazoa; Chordata; Lepidosauria; Squamata; Colubridae. Gene Ontology annotation, cellular component: intracellular membrane-bounded organelle; cytoplasm. The record is from RefSeq and is a predicted model, not a curated record.